AAAAAAAACCCCAAACAAGUGGCUAUGUAGAUGUAUUAACCUGUGUUAGUACUAUAUGAUGUAGAUCACUGAUAAGCACACCGCGAAGACACACGACCACUUGCAACACAGCCAUCUGAAAAGAACUGGGCUUCUUCCAUUAAACCUAACUGAAGUGCAAAUGAUAGGGUUUAGGCUGGGGACUCUUAUUUUGAUAUGCUUGCAUAGCUAGGUGGACAAGGGAGUACAUCAGAUGUCAUUAUCUGGCAGCAGAUAAAAGUCCUUGGUCUUAUAAUACUAAGCAGAGUGCUACUAUGAUUACAGUCCGUGUCAGGGAAUGACUAUCCCUUCCGCAAAAUAUUGGUUAAAGCCCAGGUGACAACUUCUGUAGGAAUAAUCCACAUCAAGACAGCCCCUUUCCAUCGAGGUAGGGAUUCCAUUCUACCCAGGAACCUAGCCAAGAAAGUUUUUGUGGCCUAUCAUCUAAUUUUUACCAGCCACCAACCCAAAGCCCACUGUCACCUACAAAAAGCCAGGACAAUUACGAAACCUCCCCUAUGAGUGUCAGUAAUCUCCCAUCCAGGUCCUCUGUGUACCAACCAAGCAUGUUUAACUACGAGCGUCCAAAACAUUUUAUCCAGUCUCAGAAUACGUGUCAAGGGAAACUGCAGCCUCCGGGACCCAAGACAUCUGCAUUUUCAAGCAGUCAGACCAAACAGUCAUCAAUUCUAAUCCAGCCUCGUAAUGCUAGCGAGCAGAAGUUUUCUUCAUCUUCAUCGCUGAGCUCCCCAAUCUUUCUCUCCUCGUCUUCCCAUAGCUCCCAUAAGGAAUCUGCAUUUCCCAUCACACCUGCAUCUGCACCGUCUCCUGCUGCUUCCUCAUCUGGGCAAAGGCUUUCAUCCAUGCAUAACCAGUCCCCUGCAGCAUUCCUCUGCUCAGUGUUGCCCUCGCAGUCUGAUUAUAAUAGCCAAGCUCCUUCUACUGUGGAAUCUAAUUACUCAAAGCCAAUGUAUACCAAACAAGCUAGCACCAAGCCAACAUAUAAGACCUCAGAUCGAGAGAUACAAGGAACAAAAGAAGCCCUCAUUCAAGACCUGGAAAGGAAACUGCGAGGCAAAGACAACCUUCUUCAUAAUGGCAACCAGCGGCUAACCUAUGAAGAGAGAAUGGCUCGCAGGCUGCUUGGACCAGAAAAUGCUGCUUCUGUGCUUGUAACUCAAAAUGAAGAAAAUUUGCAGAACUCACAGCAGAAUUCAGAAAACACAAGACUACAGGUUCCUACGCCACAAAACAGGAGCAGACCAUCCUCAAGAGGGGAGUGGAAGGAGCAUGGCUCAAUCCAGGAGAAGUUUUUUCAACCACGUUUUGUCCAAGUGCCUGAAGACAAAAUGACUGUUGAAGAGGGACGAUUUUGCAGGAUUGACUUCAAAGUCAGUGGGCUACCAGCUCCAGAUCUGGUAUGGUAUUUAAAUGGAAGGUUGGUCCACCCAGAUGACUUUCAUAAAAUGAUAGUGUCUGAAAAGGGCUUUUACUCACUCAUUUUUGAAGUGGUCAGAGGCUCUGAUGCAGGGACAUAUGAAUGUGUAGCCUCCAAUCGUGCUGGAGAAGCCUCCUUUACAGUACAACUGGAUGUAACUGGUAAGAUAUAUAGCGGUGAUGGCUACCUGGAAAUCUUUAUUCUCCAACUGUGUGCGCCCAAAAGUGUAAAGGUCUUUCAGACACAGGAAGAAAGGCAUUAGAAAUGUAUCAGGAUGUCUGCUUUUAGUUUUGAACUCUUCUACUUCAUGAUCUCCAUGUUUAAGAACUACAGUGGAAAAAUUCUUUAUACCAAAUGUGGGGCUUGGGAAAAAUGAAUCAACUUGGGAUGGGAUUUUUCCAAAGUUCUCAGCAUUGAUUCCAGUGGGAGCAGAGCUAGGCCAAUGUUAAAACGCCCAUUGACUUCAAUGAGAGCACAGAGUUAAGCCAGUGCUGAGAACUCUUGAAAAUUCCUCCUUGGCUGUUUAUUUAGUCAGUUUCAUAUAUGGGAACUGUAAAAUUAAUAUAUAUUUACAAAAUACAGAGAUAUGAUCAUCCAUACCACACUCAUUUUCCAAAGUUAUUUAUAAACUAAUAACAUUUGAACAUGUUGAAGGAAGAGAUUAAUUUUUCAGAAGAUAUCUUUACCUCUAGGACAAAUGUGCAUUCCAGGCAAGACAAGUGGUGAAAUUCUAGCCCUGCUGAAGCAACAGCAAAGUUCUCAUUGGGUGAAAUCCUAGCCCCAUUGAAAUCAAAGACGAUUUGGGCUCACUUAAGCCCCAAUCAUGAAAAAUCUUAUUCACAUGAGUAGUCUUCACUCAUGCAAAAAGUCUCACUGAGCAUUGAUCUGUGGCCUUAUUUAUGUCAGCAUGGAUUACUGCUUUCUUCAUUUGUGUGGGGUUGAGAGUGCUUUUAAAGC
Molecule: messenger RNA, 2413 nt
Organism: Terrapene triunguis (Three-toed box turtle)
Lineage: Eukaryota; Metazoa; Chordata; Testudines; Emydidae
Gene: MYOT
Product: myotilin
Exons: 7
Coding region: 537-1718 (393 amino acids)
Biological process (GO): homophilic cell-cell adhesion; axon guidance; dendrite self-avoidance
Cellular component (GO): axon; plasma membrane
Molecular function (GO): cell-cell adhesion mediator activity
Source: RefSeq, a predicted model, not a curated record